Molecule: messenger RNA, 468 nt
Organism: Cryptomeria japonica (Japanese cedar)
Lineage: Eukaryota; Viridiplantae; Streptophyta; Pinopsida; Cupressales; Cupressaceae
Product: indole-3-acetate O-methyltransferase 1-like
Exons: 2
Coding region: 1-468 (155 amino acids)
Biological process (GO): methylation
Molecular function (GO): S-adenosylmethionine-dependent methyltransferase activity
Source: RefSeq, a predicted model, not a curated record
AUGGGAAGACCAGACACUUCCCACCCUGCACAGCAAGUUUCAAUGGGUAGUGAGUUUUGUGGUCAGGACUUUGAAGAUGCAUGGGAUGAUCUUGUCAAAGAGGGAAUAAUCAGCCUGGAUUUGAGAGACUCCUUCAAUCUUCCAUGGUAUUUCCCAAAUGCAAUUGAGUUGAGAGCAACAGUAGAGAAAAAUGGCAGUUUUGAUAUUGAGAGAUUGGAAGUGUGUGAAGGGGUGCCAAGCAUGUCUGAGGAGGAAUUUGAAGAGUGGGUAAAAGAUCCAGCUAGAUUUGCAAAUGAUAAGGUUAAUCUGGUUAAAAGUUUUCUAGGGUGUUUAGUUGAGGCCCACAUUGGCAUCAAGUGUGCAGAAGUUCUAUUUAAGAGAUUCCACCAGAGAGCUGAAGCACUUCUCCAUACAUCUCCACCUUCAAGAUUUGUCACCUGUACUGUUGCCUCCCUUGUUAGAAAAUAG